GGAAACGCUCUCGCGUCCUCUCUCUGCGCCUGCUCUGCAGGGUGCGGGAACCACCGCGGGAGGAGAGGGCAGCGCCGGCGCCCAGCACCUGCCACAGGCUGAAGUCUGUAAGCCUGGAGAGGCCUUCAGCAGUAAUCUCCAAAUUCCAAAAUGACCACCCUGCCCCCACUGCCCAUGACACGCCCAAAGCUUACGGCCUUAGCCAGACAGAAGCUGCCAUGUUCCCCCAGAACAAUUCCAAGGUCUCAGUUGAUCAAAGAAAAAGACGACAUAGAUCAUUAUCUGGAGUUGAAUUUCAAAGGACUGUCAAAAGAGGAGGUUGCUGCUUACCGGAACUCAUACAAGAAGAACAUCUGUGUGGACAUGCUGCGAGAUGGUUAUCAUAAGUCUUUUACUGAGCUCUUUGCUCUGAUGGAGAAGUGGGAUGCCCUGAGGGAGGCUGCAAAAGUAAGGUCCCUCUUCUGGCUGCAGAGACCCCUGGAAGAGCAGCCUGACAAGCUGGAUCACUUCUACUACUACCUGACCAGGGCCGAAGCAGCUGAAAGGAAAGAAUACUUUGAAGAGGUCUAUAAUAACUUGUAUGCUCUGGCCUGUUACUUCAAUAAUUCUGAAGACAAGUGGGUAAGGAACCACUUCUAUGAACGAUGUUUUAAGAUUGCUCAACUCAUCAAAAUUGACGGUGGGAAGAAGGAAGCCGAGGCGCACGCACACAUGGGGCUGCUCUUCGAGGAGGAUGGUCAGCUUCUGGAAGCUGCAGAGCAUUAUGAGGCCUUCCAUCAAUUGACGCAGGGACGGAUAUGGAAGGAUGAGACAGGCCGCGUUCUCAACUUGUUGGCCUGUGAGAGUCUCCUGAGGACUUACAGAUUGCUCUCAGACAAAAUGCUGGAAAAUAAAGAAUACAAACAGGCCAUCAGAAUUCUAAUAAAAGCUUCUGAAAUAGCCAAAGAAGGAAAUGACAAAAAGAUGGAAGAAGAAGCUUCCUAUUACUUGGGCUUAGCUCACUUGGCUGCUGGAGAGUAUGAAACAGCAUUAGCAGUCCUUAACAUUUAUGGUAAAAUCUCUACAGACCUGGAUGAUGAUCUCAGCCUGGGGAGAGCCUAUGAAGCAACAGCCAAGGUCCUGCAGAGCCAAGGACAGAUGGCAGAAGCAGUCAAAUACUUGAAAAAAGUUGUGAAAAUUGCAAGAAACAAUUUUCAAAGCCUAGAUUUUGUGAGAGCAAGUACAAUGCUUGGAGACAUCUACAACGAAAAAGGAUACUACAACAAAGCUUCUGAAUACUUUCAGCAAGCUUAUGACACGACAGCAGAGAUAACGAACAUACCUCUGAUGGAUGAGACAAAAGUUCAUUAUGGAAUAGCAAAAGCUCAUCAGAUGAUGCUGACCAUUAAUAGUUAUAUAGAAUCUGCAGAUCUCACCAGCCUUGACUACCUGCUGUCAUGGAAGGAGAGUAGAAGUGACAUUGCACCUGAUCCGACUAUUGGAGGGUCUAGAAGAUCCACAAUGGAAAGUUUAUAUCAAACCUCAGAAUUUUCGGAAGAGGACCUCAGUGGAUUUCCAGAUAAUCAAAAAAAAUGAGACUUAAACCAACUUUUGACUCAACAACAAAUCAAGAAGUAAUUUAUCAUAUCACUUCAGUCUUUGAUACCUGUAAUAUGAGUAUGUUACAAAUAAUAGAGUUAUAAUAAA
Molecule: messenger RNA, 1686 nt
Organism: Balaenoptera musculus (blue whale)
Lineage: Eukaryota; Metazoa; Chordata; Mammalia; Artiodactyla; Balaenopteridae
Gene: TTC29
Product: tetratricopeptide repeat domain 29
Exons: 13
Coding region: 151-1575 (474 amino acids)
Molecular function (GO): protein binding
Source: RefSeq, a predicted model, not a curated record